Molecule: messenger RNA, 1203 nt
Organism: Drosophila rhopaloa
Lineage: Eukaryota; Metazoa; Arthropoda; Insecta; Diptera; Drosophilidae
Gene: Scsalpha2
Product: succinate--CoA ligase [ADP/GDP-forming] subunit alpha, mitochondrial
Exons: 1
Coding region: 121-1146 (341 amino acids)
Biological process (GO): tricarboxylic acid cycle
Cellular component (GO): succinate-CoA ligase complex (ADP-forming); mitochondrion
Molecular function (GO): succinate-CoA ligase (GDP-forming) activity; succinate-CoA ligase (ADP-forming) activity
Source: RefSeq, a predicted model, not a curated record
UCAAUCCCUGUCAUCCGGCAAACAUUUUCGACUAGAGCUCUAUUUAAAAUCAAGGCCCAAAAAUAACAUUUUUCGGCACAAAAAAAAGGAAACAGCCGCCCAAAUCCUGAGACUGAGAAAAUGUCCCUAAAUCGCGGAGGUAAGAUGUUCCUGCGGAGCAUUCCUCCCCAGAUUUUGCGGCGUGGCAAGGCGGAUUACGGCAAAACGGUGUGCAACCUGAAGGUCAACAAGGAGACCAAGGUGUUAGUGCAGGGAUUCACCGGAAAACAGGCCACUUUCCACUCCGAGGAGUCUAUGAAGUACGGGACCAACAUCGUAGGCGGUGUGAAUCCCAAAAAGGGCGGUACGGAGCAUUUGAAGAAGCCCGUUUUCAAAUCCGUAGCCGAAGCUGUGGAAAAGGUAAAACCGGAUGCCACGGUGAUCUUUAUACCGCCACCGUCCGCCGCGGAGGGAAUUUGCUCCGCCAUCGAGAGUGAGAUUGGUUUGAUUGUGGCCAUCACCGAAGGUAUUCCGCAGUCGGAUAUGGUCAGGAUUUCGCAGAUGUUGAGGUGCCAGGAGAAGUCUCGCCUGCUGGGACCCAACUGCCCAGGCAUUAUAUCACCUGAUCAGUGCAAGAUAGGCAUAAUGCCGGGCGAUAUCCAUAAAAGGGGAGUCGUGGGCAUUGUGUCGCGGUCGGGAACUUUGACCUACGAGUCCGUGCAGCAGACCACACAAGUGGGCUUGGGCCAGGCUCUUUGUAUUGGCCUUGGCGGAGAUCCCUUCAACGGAACCAGCUUUAUAGACGCCCUCAAGGUCUUUCUGCCCGACAAAGAGAUCAAGGGCAUCAUUAUGAUCGGGGAGAUCGGAGGAACCGCCGAGGAAGAGGCAGCCGAAUACCUCAAGGAGCACAAUACAGGAUGCGAGGCCAAGCCCAUCGUUGGCUUCAUCGCCGGUCAGACCGCUCCGCCGGGUCGUCGAAUGGGUCACGCCGGCGCCAUCAUUUCGGGCGGCAAGGGGGCGGCCAAGGACAAGGUCGCCGCCCUCGAGAAAGUGGGCGUUCGCAUGACCGCCAAUCCUUGUCACCUGGGAACCACGCUUCUCGAGGAGAUGAUCCGCCUGAAGCUAGUGCCCAAGCCGGAGCAGAAGGCCCAGGCUGGCAAGAAAUAGGUUGUGAGGAAAAAUAUUUAUUUCUCGAAUAAAAGAACCAAGUGAUCUUUUUAAAAA